AUGAGUACCGAGGUACCAAUUGGAAGAUGGAAACCUCACAGACCCAGAGGCCCACUUUCAGCCACGUACAACAGCCCAGGACCCAAGUAUGGCUUGCCUGGGAGUACAGGCUAUAUUAACCACGACCCGUGCCAACCUCAAGCUCCUGCAUUCAGCUUUGGCUCACGCCGUUUUAAGAUCAUGAAUGGCUCUCCAGGGCCAGCACAUUUUAUUCCAUCCAACAUAACGGCAAAGGGCAAAGAUGGCACCCCUUCUUACUCCAUCUAUGGACGAAACAAGGACCUUAGUAGCUUCCAAACUCCUGGCCCAGGAUAUUACGCCCCUGAGCUUGCUAAGAAAUUGCCUUACCGCUCUGCUCCAGCGGUUUCAUUUGGAGCAAGAACAAAGAUGUUCAGCAAUGACCAGACACCGGGUCCAGCGGCAUAUAAGCUUCCCCCUAUAGUGGGUUCAAACUUGGUUAGUAGAUAUGCUGUACCAAACCUGUCUGUGGGUGGCAGGAGGGAAAUUGGAAGCAUCUAUCAAGACCUGAGGAAAACACCUGGCCCAGGAACCUAUGGAGCUGUGGAUCCAACUAAAUAUCAAAAUAGGCCUCCUCAGUACAGCAUGCAUUCCAGAAACGCCAUGCCCAGGGACUCAGCAAAAAAACCCAGCCCGGCAUCCUACAAACCUGAGAAGGUUGUCCUGACCCGGCCUCAAGCGCCUAAAUUCUCCUUUGGAAUCCGCCACUCACCACAUGUUGUGUCACUUAUAGUGGAUCUGGCAGAUAAGCCAAAAAAGUAUAACUGAUCAACUUGGCAGCUCUCCCUUUUUUUAUCCUGGGAUUUAGAGCGAGGGCCAAGUAGAAGAGAUGAUAGAUUACAUAGUUAGAUUAGAACGAGUUGAUGUCUAAUGCAUUGAUUCAAUAA
Messenger RNA from Spea bombifrons (plains spadefoot toad), 905 nucleotides. RefSeq names its product outer dense fiber protein 3-like. The record is from RefSeq and is a predicted model, not a curated record. NCBI's taxonomy places the organism in Eukaryota, Metazoa, Chordata, Amphibia, Anura, Pelobatidae. The transcript is spliced from 6 exons. The coding region runs from base 1 to 786 and encodes 261 amino acids. Gene Ontology annotation, cellular component: cytoskeleton.